AAAGAACAAAAGACAGACAAAUAUUUCUUUCUCCAAAGACAUGAGUGGAUAGAAACUGAAGUUGUUCAAAACCAGUUUAAUUUACUUCACUUUCUGUCUCACGGAGAAAAAUCAGAAGAAACAUGAAUUCUAUCCCAUGUACUGUCCAAAUACCUUUUACUUCAAAACCCAUAAACUCACUUCCUUCUUUCCCAAAAUUCAGUUCCAAGUUCCUGGGUACUCAAAACUCUCUCUCUUGGGUGAGGCCUUCGCGAAUUGGACCCUCUAAUGGUUCAAAAACAGAAUGCUGGUUCAGGUUUGGUAAGAAUGGUGUUGAUGCUGAGGGUGCUGGCAUUUAUGGCAGCCAGACUAGGGAUGAUUUUGACAGAGAUGAUGUUGAGCAGUACUUUAACUACAUGGGGAUGCUUGCUGUUGAAGGCUCCUAUGAUAAGAUGGAAGCUCUUUUGAACCAGAACAUCCACCCAGUAGACAUCUUGUUGAUGCUGGCUGCCUCGGAAGGCGACAAGCCGAAAAUUGAAGAGCUGUUGAGAGCUGGAGCGAGUUACAAUGUCAAGGAUGCAGAUGGGCGAACCGCCAUUGAUAGGGCUGUCAAUGAAGAAGUAAAAGACCUCAUUCUUAGUUUUUCUGUGCAGAAAGCUUGAUCUAAAUGAAAACAAAUCUAUUUUGAUGACUAGACUUGGUUUCUUCCUCCAUUUUUGGACAUUGUUCUGCUCAUUAUAAUAUGUAAUCUUUAGGUUUUGAGUCUUUUGAAUACUUUCUUCAGUGAAGUUCUCUUGAAUAAAUGUGAAGCAUUGGAAAA
Theobroma umbraticum is the source of this 799-nucleotide messenger RNA. RefSeq names its product Ankyrin repeat family protein (gene GDC1). Gene Ontology annotation, biological process: granum assembly; intracellular protein transport. Gene Ontology annotation, cellular component: chloroplast envelope; chloroplast stroma. The record is from RefSeq and is a predicted model, not a curated record. NCBI's taxonomy places the organism in Eukaryota, Viridiplantae, Streptophyta, Magnoliopsida, Malvales, Malvaceae.